This is a messenger RNA of Dendronephthya gigantea, 1413 nucleotides long. RefSeq lists its product as uncharacterized. Gene Ontology annotation, molecular function: protein binding. Lineage: Eukaryota; Metazoa; Cnidaria; Anthozoa; Malacalcyonacea; Nephtheidae. The transcript is spliced from 8 exons. The coding region runs from base 252 to 1109 and encodes 285 amino acids. The record is from RefSeq and is a predicted model, not a curated record.
AUGAAAUGUCUAGUUUCCUUGGAAUUUGAUCCGACAUCGAAAUUUGUAACAACAGAUGGGAUUUUUCCAUGGUAUUUUAUGUAAUCUUCUCCAACAGCAAAAUAUAUUUAGAUAAUUUGAAACCAAACCUGAGACUGAUAGAUCUUUUUUAACUCUUUACAUACGGAUAUAUUUCAACCGGAUUGUCGGCUGUGUAUUGAAGAAAAAUAUCGUGAUAUGCAAUGUAUAGUUUGAUGGAAGAAUGAUAGUGGAUGAUGCCACCGCUAGCUCUACAAGAAAUGAUCGAAAAUCGACGACGAGAAGUAGAUGUUGAGAGACAAACAGUUGGAGAUAACAGAGAUGGCAGAGAGGUUCCUUCUCUUGUUUUGACUGUACCAAAUGAUGCAUCCAGUAAAUCCAGAUUUCCCACGAAAGAUGGCAAACAGUUUCUUCCUCUACCGUCAUCUAAAUAUCGUUAUACGAAAUGGCAUGACAUUACUCUCAUGGAAGUCAAGGGAAAUAUGCUAAGAUCCCCGAGAAUUAGAAGAGCACCUAAAGGUUACAACGAGUCCACGCUGACUGAGCUUGAAAAAGAUGAAGACACGUCAGGAUCUUCGCGAGAUAAAUGGAAAAGACAGAAAAGACUGAGCUAUCAAAAUAAACUUGAAUGUUGGGAAACAUGUGAGGCUGUGAAUCUUUCGUUCCAAGAGUUGGGACACUCUUUUCAAUUGAAGCAAUUUCUUUCUGUUCUUCAAAAACUUAUUCGAUGUGAAAGCAUUCAAUUGAUGGACAAUGGAUUAACUGAUCUGAGUACUAUUUAUUUACCAAGGUGUAAGUUUCUAUUCCUCCAGCGGAAUUAUAUAUCCAAUCUUAAGAAACUUCCAAAAGCACCAAUGCUAGAACAUCUGUCCUUACAACAAAAUAAUAUCACAUCCUUGGAGGGUUUGAGCAUUCUUCGCAGAACAACAAUAAUUUCACUAACACUACGCGAUAAUCCAAUUGAAUUGGAUCCAGCCUAUAGAAUAAGAGUAUUUGAGCUAAUACCAAGCCUACAAGUGCUGGAUGACAUACCACGACUUCAGGAAGACACAAGAGAACCGUCGAGUUCGAGUACUUGUUGUAUUUCCUGAUUUCAAUCCUUGCUGGAUGUUGUCGAAGAGAAAAUCUUGCUCAUGUCAGGACACGGAUGAUCGUGAAGGAGUAUUCAGUCAGCAGUCGUGAUGGCGUCUUGAGAGGCAGACGAUAUUGUCGAACGCAGGAAACUAAGAAGUUUUCGUAACAAAACAUUCCGCAGGCGGUCUUCUAAAAUGAAUUCUUUUAAAUCAUUUUCAGAUUUAAAAUCAGUCGAUGAAAAUAUUUACUUUAUUUUAAAUAAUUACUGUACAUAUGUUAAAACCUAAGAGGUUUCUAAUAAUAAAUCGGACCAAUUGUCUA